Messenger RNA from Trichoderma aggressivum f. europaeum, 813 nucleotides. RefSeq lists its product as uncharacterized. The record is from RefSeq and is a predicted model, not a curated record. The coding region runs from base 1 to 813 and encodes 270 amino acids. Gene Ontology annotation, molecular function: acyltransferase activity, transferring groups other than amino-acyl groups. NCBI's taxonomy places the organism in Eukaryota, Fungi, Ascomycota, Sordariomycetes, Hypocreales, Hypocreaceae. The transcript has 3 exons.
AUGGCGCAUGUUAUAAGUAAGACGGCGAUCAAUACCAUUGCUACGACAGCUUCCCCCGUCGUCGUCGUGGACCGUCGCCGCUCCCUCGUCCCUCAGGCCUGGGAGAAGUCUGUCCGUAAGAUCGGUCUGGCCGAGUGCGAGCAGGCGGGAGUCUCUCUCGCCCACGCAUUUGCCGCCGAUGCUCUGAGCAUGUAUCUUCUCGACGGCGACGGCGAGGACCGCUACUCGGACGAGACCAAGUGGAAGCUUCACGUCCGCAUCAUGACCUAUCUGGUCUCGGCUCAUUGCUAUAGCGGUGUCGUCACGACCAUUGGUCCUGACUACGACGCCGUGGCCUUGUGGAUGCCUCCCGGGAUGCACAUGGACGACUGGUGGACCAUCUUCCGAAGCGGAAUGUGGCGCCUCUACUACCAACUUGGUUCCGAGGGCCGCAAGCGCUACUACGAAGAUGUCCUGCCUCUUCUGCAUGAGACCAUGGACGAGGUCAUGGGAGAUCGCGAGUAUUAUUACCUUGCUUAUAUCGGCACCAAGCCGAGCGCCCGAGGCAAAGGCUAUGCCAAGAAGCUCAUCAUGGACAUGGCUGCCAAGGCCGAUGCUGAAACUUGCGCCAUGUACCUCGAGUCGAGCUCCCGCGAAAACAUCAGCUACUACGAGCGCUUCGGCUUCGAGUACCGCAAGGAAAUCUCUUUCAAGAGAGGCCCGGUGCCCGUGCCGCUCUUCAUAAUGGUGCGAGAGCCGGCGGCAAAGCCUGCGGUCAAGGGAGCAGAGGAAGUUGUUCCGACUCUGAGCCAGAUCGAGACUGUUAAAGUGUAA